Oryza sativa Japonica Group (Japanese rice) is the source of this 960-nucleotide messenger RNA. RefSeq names its product glucan endo-1,3-beta-glucosidase, acidic isoform. Gene Ontology annotation, biological process: carbohydrate metabolic process. Gene Ontology annotation, cellular component: plasma membrane. Gene Ontology annotation, molecular function: hydrolase activity, hydrolyzing O-glycosyl compounds. The record is from RefSeq and is a predicted model, not a curated record. Lineage: Eukaryota; Viridiplantae; Streptophyta; Magnoliopsida; Poales; Poaceae.
AUGGCAAAGCAUGGUGUUGCUUCCAUUUUAACACUGGCACUGGUCCUUGGAGUACUUGCGGUCACUCCUAAAGGUGGAAUUGAUUUUUACGUGCGGAGCUUCUACCCGUCUGGAAGUUGUCUAGGAAAAUCUUUCAUACAUAUAACCGGCUCAAACAUCGCCCUCACCAUGGGCGUCGCCAACGAGAACCUCUCCGCGUUCGCCUCCGACCCCUCCGCCGUGGCCAAUUGGGUCAAGCAGAACGUCCAGGUCUACCCGGGCGUCAACUUCCGCUACAUCGCCGUCGGCAACGAGGUUGAGAGCGGCAACACGCAGAACGUCCUCCCGGCCAUGCAGAACAUGAACAGCGCGCUCUCCGCUGCCGGCCUCAGCAACAUCAAGGUGUCCGUGUCGGUGUCCCAGAAGGGCGUGCUCGCCGGGUACCCGCCGUCCAAUGGCAUGUUCUCCCCCGAAGCGACCUCGUACAUGACGCCCAUCGCGAAGUACCUGGCGAGCACCGGCGCGCCGCUGAUGGCCAACGUCUACCCCUACUUCGCCUACGUGGGCAACCUGCGGGCCCAGAUCGACGACAUCAACUACGCGCUCUUCACGUCGCCGGGCACGGUGGUGCCGGACGGCAGCAAGGCUUACCAGAACCAGUUCGACGCCAUCGUCGACACGUUCUACUCCGCGCUGGAGAGCGCCGGCGCCGGGAGCGUCCCGAUCGUGGUGUCGGAGAGCGGGUGGCCGUCGGCCGGCGGCACGGCGGCGAGCGCCAGCAACGCGCAGACGUACAACCAGAACCUGAUCAAACACGUCGGGCAGGGGACGCCCAAGAGGGCCGGGAGAAUCGAGAUCUACAUUUUCGCAAUGUUCAACGAGUACGACAAGAAAGGCGCCGACACCGAGAAGCACUUCGGCCUCUUCAACCCGGAUCAGUCGCCGGCCUACACCAUUAAUUUCUAAAGAGAACAGCACUUA